This is a messenger RNA of Suillus plorans, 546 nucleotides long. RefSeq lists its product as uncharacterized. The transcript is spliced from 3 exons. Lineage: Eukaryota; Fungi; Basidiomycota; Agaricomycetes; Boletales; Suillaceae. The coding region runs from base 1 to 546 and encodes 181 amino acids. The record is from RefSeq and is a predicted model, not a curated record.
AUGCUUGACCAUGCCCAUGCUGAUGAUGCACGAGACAGUGGUAAACCCUCCAUACUCAGAGUACUUGAUCCUGUGACUAGUAAGGGGUUGGGAGAUCUGAUUAAAUCCAAGUCACCAUAUCCAUCAACCGCUGUCAGUCACGGUGUUCCAACCAACAAGGAGAAGACUCCGAGUCAGGCUCGCACCCAGAACGAAGAUCAGGCUGCGCUUCUGAAGUAUCAAAAAAAGGUUGGCACACGCUUGGACAAUUUGAAAAUGUCUGAAUCAAAAAGCCAGGGAGCCGCAGCCGCAAUGGGGAUAGCAAAAGCUGAGACUGGUCCCAACUUUCAUUUGGGAGUCAUACUAGAUCAAGAAGACUCUUGUAUAGCUGGCAGUAAUACUACUUUUCAGACUCGCAAGAGGAAGGUUGGAAGUAUCGACAACGUCAACAAGGAAAACAUACUAUUUCCGAACAGCGCCCCAGCUAUUAAGUGUAUUUGCAGGGAGAAAACUGGCACCGACUGGCAGACAGUCCUUGAUGUGAAUGCUUACAAUGAAGAACAAUGA